GAGAUGAUACCCUUUAACAAUUUGUGUGUGCGCACUUAUGCUUCGGCCUUGCGAUACUUAGGUGUUUUCCAAACCACCCGCAGAAGUAAAGUUUGGGUUUGCGGAGCUGUGCGUUCAUGGUGCUCUACUGCAGGGCACAAACGUAUGUCAGUCAGUAGCAUGGAGGACCUCCUCAGAAAGAUUGUGAUACCACUACCCACAUACGAGACAAGAGAAAAGUCUCCGCCUCCCCCGGAAUCAAACUGUGUGGAAUUUAUGCACUUUUACAGGAGUCUAGAGAAAGAGCAGAGACUUGAAUUCCUGGAAAAGCUAUCACAAGAGUUCGGUGUGGAUCAUAAAGGAGUGUCAGAACUGGCAGAAAAACUCCUCGAUACGCAGUUUCGAGAUUUGGCCACGAUAUUACAAGUGGAAGACAGGUUGCGUUACAGUUUGACACCCCGAUACAAACAGCUACUUGGUCAUAUAAGUAAGGUCGAGGGAGGAGUGAAGUUUCUUGUGGAUCUUCGCGCUGAUGUAAUCGAAAUCACAUCGGCUAAAUCUAGUGACAGCCCGCAUAUAAGGGAUCUGAAUAACACACUGAAGAGUCUGUUGUCUGAGUGGUUCUCCGUGGGCCUGCUCCGCCUCGAGAGAAUAACCUGGCAGUCGCCCUGUGAACUCCUGCAGAAGAUCAGCCAGUAUGAGGCGGUCCACCCAGUGCGUAACUGGACAGAUAUAAAACGGAGAGUUGGCCCAUAUCGCCGCUGCUAUGCCUUCACACACGCCUCCAUGCCAGGAGAGCCCCUGGUUGUCUUACACGUGGCUCUCACAGAGAAUAUCUCAGACAACAUCCAGAGUAUUGUAAGAGAGUUCUCCACUCUAGACACGGAAGAAGAUGUGAACAAGAUCAACACUGCCAUCUUCUACUCAAUCUCCUCCACCCAGGCUGGCCUGCAGGGGGUGGAGCUAGGGAAUUACCUCAUCAAGAGGGUCGUUCGUGAGUUACAGAGUGAGUUCCCUCACAUGGCUCAGUUCUCCAGCCUGUCUCCCAUCCCAGGCUUCUCGGCUUGGCUCCUGGGGGUAUUGGCUCAGUACAGGAAGGAGGGCCGUGCCGCCGACCUCCUCUCCGAGCAGGAGUGGAGGGAGAUCGCGGAGGUGACGGGGACCGCCCCCGGCGCUCCCGCCCUGGAGGCCCUUCGCGGGCUGCUGAGCUCCGGCGAGUGGACCCGCUCGGAACGCCUGGUCCGUACGUUGGAGCCCAUCCUCAUGCGCUUGUGCGCUUGGUACCUGUACGGAGAGAAAAGACGGGGCUACGCCCUCAACCCAGUGGCCAACUUCCACCUGCAGAACGGCGCCACCUUGUGGAGGCUGAACUGGCACGCAGACACUAGCCCCAGAGGUGUGGCCAACUCCUUUGGCAUCAUGGUCAACUAUCGCUAUUUCCUGCAGGAGACCAGUGCCAACAGUGCCUCCUACCUGCAGAGUAAAGUCAUCACAGCUUCUGAGCAGGUGUUGAGUUUGGUCGGCCAAUAUCAGAAAAACAGUAAACUCUGAAUAAUAUCUACCACUGCCAAAACUGAAGUUAAUCCUUGCCAAUA
Molecule: messenger RNA, 1574 nt
Organism: Chanos chanos (milkfish)
Lineage: Eukaryota; Metazoa; Chordata; Actinopteri; Gonorynchiformes; Chanidae
Gene: mlycd
Product: malonyl-CoA decarboxylase
Exons: 5
Coding region: 4-1530 (508 amino acids)
Biological process (GO): acetyl-CoA biosynthetic process; fatty acid biosynthetic process; malonyl-CoA catabolic process
Cellular component (GO): mitochondrial matrix; peroxisomal matrix
Molecular function (GO): malonyl-CoA decarboxylase activity
Source: RefSeq, a predicted model, not a curated record